Molecule: messenger RNA, 1842 nt
Organism: Rhinopithecus roxellana (golden snub-nosed monkey)
Lineage: Eukaryota; Metazoa; Chordata; Mammalia; Primates; Cercopithecidae
Gene: TARBP2
Product: TARBP2 subunit of RISC loading complex
Exons: 9
Coding region: 461-1561 (366 amino acids)
Biological process (GO): regulation of miRNA processing; regulation of viral transcription; regulation of siRNA processing
Cellular component (GO): RISC-loading complex
Molecular function (GO): double-stranded RNA binding; siRNA binding; pre-miRNA binding
Source: RefSeq, a predicted model, not a curated record
GGCGCGCGGGCUCCUGGGUUCUGUAGUUUCUCGGGAUCCAAAAGGCUCCGUGCCCAAGUGAGUCCUUACCGCCCCGCUACCCAGUGGCUUCCCCUCCGCUAGUACGCAUGUCCACAGCCUCAGGGCCCGGGAGAGAGGGGGCGCGGAAGGAAGGAGGCGGGACGGUAUUACAAACAAAAAAAUACGGCCUUCUCGAGAAGUGACUGCGGAGAGCCCGCUCCUCCCAGAAGGCGGUGCAGCCUGCCCGGGCGAGCCACGCGGAGGGUUGUGGGGCGGAUAGCUCCCCUCCAGAUGGAGGCUCAUGAAGUAGGGUGGGCGGGGGACUCCAUAUCCCAGCGUGCCCCUCGGCGGGCCCUACCGGCCGCGACUCCGGGCUUGGCCCCGGCCCUAGCUCGUCGGCGGUGUACUGGGGCGCGUGGAGGCUGCAGUCACGGUGGCGCCCGCGGGGACGGAGGAGGGAAUGAGUGAAGAGGAGCAAGGCUCCGGCAUUACCACGGGCUGCGGGCUGCCUAGUAUAGAGCAAAUGCUGGCCGCCAACCCAGGCAAGACCCCGAUCAGCCUUCUGCAGGAGUAUGGGACCAGAAUAGGGAAGACGCCUGUGUACGACCUUCUCAAAGCCGAGGGCCAAGCCCACCAACCUAAUUUCACCUUCCGGGUCACCGUUGGCGACACCAGCUGCACUGGUCAGGGCCCCAGCAAGAAGGCAGCCAAGCACAAGGCAGCUGAGGUGGCCCUCAAACACCUCAAAGGGGGGAGCAUGCUGGAGCCGGCCCUGGAGGACAGCAGUUCUUUUUCUCCCCUAGACUCUUCACUGCCUGAGGACAUUCCGGUUUUUACUGCUGCAGCAGCUGCUACCCCAGUUCCAGCUGUUGUCCUAACCAGGAGUCCCCCCAUGGAACUGCAGCCCCCCGUCUCCCCUCAGCAGUCUGAGUGCAAUCCCGUUGGUGCUCUGCAGGAGCUGGUGGUGCAGAAAGGCUGGCGGUUGCCAGAGUACACAGUGACCCAGGAGUCUGGGCCAGCCCACCGCAAAGAAUUCACCAUGACCUGCCGAGUGGAGCGUUUCAUUGAGAUUGGGAGUGGCACUUCCAAAAAAUUGGCAAAGCGGAAUGCGGCGGCCAAAAUGCUGCUUCGAGUGCACACGGUGCCUCUGGAUGCCCGGGAUGGCAAUGAGGUGGAGCCUGAUGAUGACCACUUCUCCAUUGGUGUGGGCUCCCGCCUGGAUGGUCUUCGAAACCGGGGCCCAGGUUGCACCUGGGAUUCUCUACGAAAUUCAGUGGGAGAGAAGAUCCUGUCCCUCCGCAGUUGCUCCCUGGGCUCCCUGGGUGCCCUGGGUCCUGCCUGCUGCCGUGUCCUCAGUGAGCUCUCUGAGGAGCAGGCCUUCCAUGUCAGCUACCUGGAUAUUGAGGAACUGAGCCUGAGUGGACUCUGCCAGUGCCUGGUGGAACUGUCCACCCAGCCGGCCACUGUGUGUCAUGGCUCUGCAACCACCAGGGAGGCAGCCCGUGGUGAGGCUGCCCGCCGUGCCCUGCAGUACCUCAAGAUCAUGGCAGGCAGCAAGUGAAGCCCCAGCUAGACUCAUGGAUGUGCACCCUUUGCUCCGGGCUCUUUCUGCUUCUGGGCUCAUGUAUCUGCGCAGCUGUGGUACCCUCUGUGGGUACCAUCUCUACCUCUGACACAGACUGCCUGCCUUGAGGCUGAGAAGGCACAGGGCAAGGAGCCAAGGACCACAGGGCCUCAGCCAGCCCAGGAUUUGUCCUCAUUUUAUUGUUGAUGAUGAAUGGGAAUGAAAUCGGGGCUGUCUACUAGAGCCUGGAAUAAAUAUGCUGCUUUGUAGAUUUUUAA